CUAUAAAACCAAAGCCGACUGAUUUCUGUGGGAAUGCGGGACAGCUGACAGCUCAAUUCUACAGCAAUGGCUUCUCUUCUAUCUCUACCCACCAUAUCCCUUCCUCAACCAAGGUUACGUUUCCCGAAAAUGACCAUAAAACCUCGGGCUGUUCUCAGUAGAGCUCAGAAGAUGCGGGUCCCCUACGAGUUGAAGCAGGGGCAGACCCGUCUUUUCCAUCAGCUUCCUUCUGGUCUGAACAUGGAGGCCAUUUUGCAGAAGGCUGUUGUAGACAAGGACCCAAAUGAGAAAAUGGAGAGAAACAUUGAAAAUCAAUCUUUGGUAUUUGUCCAUGGAAGCUACCACGCUGCUUGGUGCUGGGCUGAACACUGGCUUCCCUUCUUUUCAGGUUGUGGGUUUGAUUGCUAUGCCAUAAGCUUGUUGGGUCAGGGUGAAAGUGAUGCACCUGUUGGUUCUGUCGCUGGCACUCUCCAGACACAUGCUGGUGAUAUUGCUGAUUUCAUCAGGACUAGAGUAUCAUCACCACCAGUGUUGCUUGGACAUUCAUUUGGAGGGCUUAUCAUUCAGUAUUACAUUGCAAAUCUGAAGAAAAACCAGGCUUUGGAAAUGGAAACCUUUUACCCCAAGCUUGCAGGAGCUGCUCUUGUCUGCUCUGUACCUCCUUCGGGCAAUAGUGGGUUAGUGUGGCGGUAUAUCUUUUCAAAGCCUAUUGCUGCUUUUAAGGUAACACGCAGCUUAGCAGCAAAAGCUUUCCAAACUUCUCUCCCCCUUUGCAAGGAGACUUUUUUCUCUUCAACAAUGGAGGAUCAUCUGGUUCUACGUUACCAGGAGCUAAUGAGAGAGAGUUCAAGGAUGCCAUUGUUUGAUCUGAGGAAGCUGAAUGCUGCACUUCCAGUUCCUUCAGUGCCAAAAGGUUCCAUUGAUGUUCUUGUGUUGGGUGCAACUGAUGACUUCAUUGUGGAUGCUGAAGGUCUCAGAGAAACAGGCCGGUUUUAUGGCGUGUCACCAGUCAGUGUUGAAGGGAUGGCCCAUGACAUGAUGUUGGAUUGUUCAUGGGAAAAAGGUGCAAAAGCUAUACUAUCAUGGUUAACUGCUUUGAGAAAAUAGGACCCAUAUGAGUAGGAAACGAAAACUUCCAAGCUCACCAACCAUUUUGGUCAGAAUACUACAUUCAGCUUCCUUCCUUGAGUAGCUCAAGUCAAGUCAAGUAGCUGUAUUACAUCUCUAAAGUGUUUCAAUUUUCAGAUGUUUGCCCCUUUUGGCUUUUGUUACGUUGGAAAAAGAUAAGAAUUCCGGGUGUUUGGGGUGUGCUGCACCAUUAUUAGAAAAUUGAGCAAACUUAAAUCUUUCCUUUCUCGGUGGCAUUUGUUAAGGAGCGAGUGGGAAUGAAUGUAUGUAUGUUUGUCUUGGAAUUCUAUGGCAGAAUGAAAUGCUCCAUCAUUGUCA
Messenger RNA from Juglans microcarpa x Juglans regia, 1446 nucleotides. RefSeq lists its product as uncharacterized. The transcript has 8 exons. NCBI's taxonomy places the organism in Eukaryota, Viridiplantae, Streptophyta, Magnoliopsida, Fagales, Juglandaceae. The record is from RefSeq and is a predicted model, not a curated record. The coding region runs from base 67 to 1107 and encodes 346 amino acids.